This is a messenger RNA of Botrytis cinerea B05.10, 4282 nucleotides long. RefSeq lists its product as hypothetical. The record is from RefSeq and is a predicted model, not a curated record. Bases 330 to 3833 code for a protein of 1167 amino acids. The transcript has 8 exons. Gene Ontology annotation, molecular function: phosphorelay sensor kinase activity; protein binding; histidine phosphotransfer kinase activity. Lineage: Eukaryota; Fungi; Ascomycota; Leotiomycetes; Helotiales; Sclerotiniaceae. Gene Ontology annotation, biological process: protein autophosphorylation; phosphorelay signal transduction system.
GAUCCGAAUAUUUUUAUGAGUUUUCAAGCAUCAUAUUGCCUACCUUCUACAUAAACCCCCACUUGUUCGCCCUGGGUACCUUCACUAUCGUGUUCUCGGUCAAUUACCGAUAACAGAUUCAUUCGUGCGUCCUAGUACCAGUGUGACGUUAUCGUCGAGUCCAUCAACACAGAUCGGAAAUAUUGGCGUAGAAGCCGUGUGUCUGUCCCAGAUACUAUCAAUUCCAGUAUCCGAUGAUAGACUGAAAUACCAUUAUAAUAAUAUAUCCAUUCCCAUAUUUUCAAGCUUACGUGUACUGAUCUCAUCCCUUUGAUGAGACCUAGUUCAUCAUGUUGUCAUCCUCAGAACGCAAAAGAAUUCGCGAGGUUCGCCGCUACUACAAAAGAUCUCCCGGUGAUCCGCCUAUCGCUGGCGAAAGCGUACCGGUCGAGAGUCCCGAGACAGUUCGGUCCGUAGAAAAAGCUAGCAGCCCCAAUAGCACGCUCACUGCGUUGAUGCAAUUGAUCACGUGGCGUCUUGGUGCCUCAAGAGCGAUGGUAUCUGUUGUUGAUGAUAAUGCACAAUACUUUCUCGCGGAAGCAACAAAAACACUGGAUUUGUCAGACUCUUCAAAACAUGAUCCAGGUGACGAUUUAUGGAUGGGUUGUGGAGGAACUAUUCGCAGUCAAGCUCUAUGCGCAUACACAAUAGAAGUUAUCCCUGAACCAAAUCAUUAUGCCUGUUUCAGUGUUCCGGAUUUAUCGGCCGACCCCAGGUUUUGUAAUCUGCCUUAUGUUGCAGGCAGACCCAAUUUUCGAUAUUAUGCAGGAACCCCUUUGAUCAGUAAUACCGGAAUACCAAUUGGAAGUGUCUUUGUCAUCGAUCCAAGGCCACGCAAGCGAGCCACCAGGGCGGAAGUCGAUUUCCUGGGACUAAUGGCAAAAAACGUCAUGGAAUACCUUGAAAUGAAACGGGAGAGUGUGCAGUUGCGGCGGAACGAUGUAAUGUCUAAAGGAUUGGCUGCUCUAGUUGAAGGUCAAAGUAAAAUCCCACGGCAAUUGUCGACAGAAAUGGCCUUCAAGUGCCAAGAUUCCAAUGGCUCUCACUCAAAUGGGGCGAAAAUGGUUAAUACUAAUUUAACAAGUAAUUUUGUUGUUGUUGACACAUCUUUAGCGACAGUCGCCGAGCAGUCACUAAACAAUACAGCGGGCCCUCCACACACUCUAGUCAGGGAAAACUUGCUACAUGAUAUCUCACCUGAUACAUCUAUAGAUCAAUUGGCAUUGACUGAUGCCCCAGCGACCCAUGAUCGAAUACUCUCACGAGGUGCCAAUUUACUACGAGAAUCUCUCGAUGUUGAUUAUACAAUUUUCUUUGAUAUGAGUAUUGGCUUUUCAAGCAGUGUUGUAAAUGGACAAAGCGGAGAUGUUAGAUUGCCUGAAGACACUUUUUUGGAUGAAACGGACACAAAGAAUAACUUUACCACAAAACCCGUCUAUACUUCGCAUGACAACGACAUCGAUUUAUUGAAUACAUCUGCCCAGUCUUCAUCACUCAGCAGGCGAAGUAAUGAAGCAGGUUCUGCUAAAGUCAGAAGUUUCUCCACAUCAACCUGUUCGUCAUUGGAUGGCGAUACACUAUCUGGUACCCUCUACAGAGCGCCAAAUGAAAAAGAUCUGCAAAGACUUUCGAAAAGAUAUCCCAAAGGCAAAGUAUGGACGUUCAAUGGCUAUGAUUCUGAAUCUUCAGAAGACGAUAACUCACCACCAUCUAAACAAAUGUUCGCUAUGCAGCUUAAUCCACAAGAUCAUCGGGUAAGGAAAUCUGAUCGCAGCAUAGUGAGGCAGUGCUUUCCUGAUGCUCGAGAGGUUCUUUUUGCUCCACUCUCUGAGGCAGGAACUGGAUUACCCAUAGUGGCAUGCUUUGCAGUAUCCCUACGGGACAUAGCGAUUUUCACCUCCGAUACUGAAAAGGCGUUUGUUCGUGGGUUUCUGAACAGUGUUUCUAUUGAGUAUAAUCGAAUAUCUAUCGCGGCUGCCGAUCGUCAAAAAGGAGACUUCAUAUCAAGCAUAUCACAUGAAUUAAGAAGUCCACUCCACGGAAUUCUUGGGUCUGCUGAACUUUUAAGCGAGACGAAUCUUGACAAUGGUCAAUUUGAACUCUGCUCAACAAUUGAAACAUGCGGACGAGUUCUUCAAGAAACUUUAAUGGAUGUUCUUGAAUAUUCCAAGCUAAAUAAUUCAAUGAAAAACAAAGAAGUCGGUGUAAAAGUGCCAGAUACGAACGGAAAUUCUUCCAAUUCCCAGCAAAUAAACGGCGAAAGUCCCACGAGCGACAAUCUACUUUCUCAACCCCUAGAUCUUGCUAGAAUGUGUGAAGACUCGGUGGCAAUUGUUGCAGUUGCAUACAUGCACCACAGAACGAAUUCGGAGCAGCUUCUAUACCGAGUAAUGCAACCUCCAGGAACGAUGGAAACGCAAGAGAUUCAAACCCUGUACAAAUCUAAUUCUGUCACUGUAUCUUUGCACAUUGCAUUUGGGGAAUGGCACUUCUUCUGCUCUCCGGGAUCUAUGCAGCGAAUCAUUAUGAAUUUAGUGGGUAAUAGUCUCAAGUAUACAUCGGCAGGCUUCAUAGAUAUUUCUUUGGCCGUUGAGUCUCCCAAAAAUGGUAACGCCAAGAUAUCGAAGAUACCAAAUAUUGGCAGUGAUGAUUUAAUUGUACUUCGAGUCAGUGAUAGUGGCAAAGGUAUCUCUAGUGAGUUUUUGAAAAGCAAACUCUUUAUAGCCUUUUCUCAGGAGUCGUCAUUGGCACCAGGCACUGGACUUGGACUUCACAUCGUUUAUUCACUUGUGCGGAUGUAUAACGGAACUAUCGAUGUUCAAAGUCAGAUCGGUCACGGAACAACUGUUACAGUCAAGCUGCCCCUCAAAAGGGCAUUAUCUAAUCUAACUUCUAUCGCCCCCUCAGACCCACUUCUCAAGGUUCAAGUUGAAGAAUUGAAAAUUUUGCUCAAGCAAUUCAAAUAUUGCAAGUUCUCAACUCACGGUUUCCGGUCUGGCUCAUCUUGUUAUCUAAAGAAAUCCCUGCACGCCUAUCUUACCCAGUGGUUUGGUAUGAAUCAUGAUCCUGACGAUGAUGCUGCUGAUAUUGCUUUCGUCACUGAAGAAAAGAUCGACUUGUUCCUUGCAGAGCUGAUGAAAGAUGGUGUAUCCAAGCCCUCGCUUAUAAUAGUGGUACGAUAUGUUCCAAGUCACAACCAUACAUCCCAACAGAACUCGGCUAUUGAUAUACCCCUUGAAACUCUCACGAUACCGUUUGGUCCCUGGAAGUUGUUGAAAACAUUACGCACCUGUCUAUCACCAAAGCAAUUAUCACCGAAACCGUCUUCUGCAGCCGAUCAUAAGAUUUUGUAUACCAGUCCUUUGCCCUCUCCGCCCGCUGAUAUUCGAAAAGAAUUUGGGACAACCGUUACCAGAACCGUAGUAGAGGAAGCACUUACUGAAAAAUCACUCUCCGUUCCCAAAACUCUAUCAAAUGCAAGCCAGCCAACGAUUCUUUGCGUCGAUGAUAAUGCUAUAAAUCUUCGCCUCCUUAGAGCGUAUUUCCGCAAAUUGAAUUUUGAUAUCACUUGUGCGGAAAAUGGAGCCGUGGCGUUCGAGAAAUAUCGCCUUCAGCCUAACGGCUAUGAUCUUGUAUUCAUGGGUACGUCGAUGACACUUCUCUCGGCUUUAAUUUUGUUCUUCGCGCCCACCCCAACACACAUGCACACCUAUAAUUCACAAUCAGCUAAUUUAGCUUUCAAACCAAAGAUAUCAGCAUGCCAAUAUGCGAUGGCUAUCAAUCUACAAGAAUGAUCCGAUCACUCGAUAAACUUCAACAAAGUAUUAGCCCGACCCCAUUACCAGCAACUCGCAUUGUGGCAAUCUCUGCCGCGUAUUCAGACGCAGACAUGGAGAUGGCGAAAGCGGCGGGUAUCGAUGAUUUCUAUACAAAGCCGAUGAAGGUCAGUAGAUUGGAGACUCUGAUGAAGAAUUGGGGAUAUUUGGAUACAUGACCGCGGGGCCAAUUUGUUGACUUCAGCAUAAAAAAAUCUGGGAUUUGAUGGAAUUGUAAAAUUGAUGUAAAGAUUAAGCUGAGUACACAGGGAGACUGGGGAUUUGACAUGCGCUUCGUAAUAAUUGAGUUGGAUUAUAUCUAAAAACGGCCAAUUGAAAAUUUGGAUACAAAGGCAGGGUAUAAGGUAUCUUAAAAACAAAAUGGUGAACACAUAUGGAUAAUAUAUUAAUACUCGGGAGAUAUAUCA